Messenger RNA from Magnusiomyces paraingens, 951 nucleotides. RefSeq lists its product as uncharacterized. The record is from RefSeq and is a predicted model, not a curated record. Gene Ontology annotation, cellular component: membrane; trans-Golgi network. Lineage: Eukaryota; Fungi; Ascomycota; Dipodascomycetes; Dipodascales; Dipodascaceae. The transcript has a single exon. Gene Ontology annotation, biological process: endoplasmic reticulum to Golgi vesicle-mediated transport. The coding region runs from base 1 to 951 and encodes 316 amino acids.
AUGACUAACGUCUGGAAAGCACCUGCAGACAUUGACGAUGACGAUGACAAUCUUCUGAUAGACGACUCAGAUGGGUCUGAUUUGGAAGUAUCUGGCCUGGGCAAUAGCAGAACAAACAAUUACUCAAACCAAGGCUUUAUCCAACCAGACCACCAAAUCGAAAGCGAUAUCCCAGCAACACCUGCACCUAAAUCAGUCCCUACAAAUCCAACAACUUCAGCAAAUGCAGCAGCUGCCUCUUCUUCAUUCAUGUCCAACCAACCGCCACCCGCAUACUCCCUCGACUCGGCAUUCACAACCACGACAGGCGAUCGCGUGGAGCAGCGCCGGUUUAUGGGCGGCGAUACGCUCGAUGAACCCGUAACUGCAACAUUGAUGCGUGACGUACGAGGAGUCGGCCAUCGUUUACGUCAAGUCAUUUGGUAUUCUCCAGCUACAAGUCUGCGUGAGGCCCGCGGGCUGGACCCGGAAGCCGCUGGCGGGUUUGGCUAUGACCCUAAUGCUGCUGCCAGCGCCGCACAUCUUACUCGACAGGAAUGGGACCUUUGGGGGCCCCUAGUAUUCUGCCUCGUCAUUGCUGUUGCCAUGAGUAUGUUGGCUCCCAACCACCAGGCUUCCGAGGUCUUUUCUGGUGUCUUUGUGCUUGUAUGGUUGGGCCAAAUGGUUGUUACCCUUAACAUUAGACUUUUGGGAGGAAACAUUCUCUUUUUCCAUGCAAUGUGUGUCACCGGGUACUGUUUGUUCCCUCUCGUCAUUGCUGCCAUUAUUUCUGCAUGUGUCGGUUCGUAUCUUGUCCGCAUCAUUGCUGAUACUAUUCUUGUGGCGUGGGCAAUUUUCUCGGCUACAAUGGGACUUAAACAUUCGGGUGUAUUGCCCUCGCGUGUCUUUUUGGCAAUGUAUCCUGUCGGUCUCUUUUACACUGGACUUGGCUGGCUUUGCGUCAUCACAUGA